Molecule: messenger RNA, 1194 nt
Organism: Nanorana parkeri
Lineage: Eukaryota; Metazoa; Chordata; Amphibia; Anura; Dicroglossidae
Product: 5-hydroxytryptamine receptor 3A-like
Exons: 8
Coding region: 1-1194 (397 amino acids)
Biological process (GO): nervous system process; signal transduction; monoatomic ion transmembrane transport
Cellular component (GO): neuron projection; membrane; synapse
Molecular function (GO): transmembrane signaling receptor activity; extracellular ligand-gated monoatomic ion channel activity; neurotransmitter receptor activity
Source: RefSeq, a predicted model, not a curated record
AUGAAUAUCCGACCGGUCACAGAUUGGAGAGAACCCACCCUGGUGUCUGUAGACAUGACUUUCCGAGGGAUUCUAGAAAUGGAUGAAAAGUUACAGAUAUUGACAACGUUGAUGGACUUUGAAAUGGUAUGGAAUAAUCAGCUUCUAUCCUGGGAACCAGACGAGUUCUGUGGCAUAAACCGUAUCCUCAUUCCAGAGGGUUCAGUCUGGGUUCCUGAUGUCACUAUAGCUGAAAUGACAGAGGAUGACUCCCUUGAUGUACUUUAUAUGCAGCUCUAUUGUAAUGGCACUAUUCGGAGGAUGAAAACUCUGAGGGUUGUAACCACAUGUCCUCUUGACCUGUAUAAGUUUCCAUUUGACAAGCAGAAAUGUAAUUUGUCCUUUGGCAUGAGCACAAAUCCAGUUACUGAUGUGCAGUUGAUUCCCAUCUCCAAUGCUGAAAAAGUAACUCGGAUAUCAAUAGAAGCAUUUUCACAGUCAGAAUGGAAUCUCCAAAAUAUAACAAUUAUGCAUUUGAAUGCCUCUAAAUAUGGGGAGGAAUGGAGUAAAGUCAUUUAUCAGGUAAGUUUAAGGAGAGCUCCCAUUUUAUAUGUCAUUAACCUUAUUAUACCAGCCUGUUUGCUUGUGCUGGUAGAUGCAUCAAGCAUGUUUAUUCCUAUGGAGGGUGGAGAGCGUCUAGGAUUUAAAAUAACCGUUGUGCUUGGCUUCUCUGUGCUUCUAUUGAUUCUAAAUGAUUUUCUGCCUAACACAGAUAAUCCACCUAUACUAGGUGUUUUCUGUAUGGUCUGUCUGCUCAUUAUGAUUAUUAGUAUUAUUGACUCCAUCUUCAUAUCAUACAUGUUGCACCUUUCCACAAUGAAACCGGAAGUACCACAACUUAUAAAGCUUUGGGUAUUAAAACGGCUGGCAUAUGUCCUUAGAAUUAAAAUAAAGGAGGAUUUUGACUCCCCUGUUGUCGGAGACAAUAAUAAAGCAGUGGAUGGAGAUCUCGCACUUACUGAACCAGAGACAGAAACUAACAAGUAUCUCUCAAAAAAUGCAAAAGACAGCAAAGAGAUUAAACUUCUCAAGAGAUUGCUAUUGGAACUUCUUAUGGUUCGAAAACACCUUAUUGUCUCUAAAAAAGGGGAGGAGGCAAAAUCUGAGUGGAAUCUGGUGGCUUUUGUCUUGGACAGGUUCAUUCUCAUCCUUUAG